Molecule: messenger RNA, 1495 nt
Organism: Neohortaea acidophila
Lineage: Eukaryota; Fungi; Ascomycota; Dothideomycetes; Mycosphaerellales; Teratosphaeriaceae
Product: ribosomal protein YmL35
Exons: 1
Coding region: 42-1391 (449 amino acids)
Source: RefSeq, a predicted model, not a curated record
GUAUUUUCGGGCAGCUCCAUUACUCUGCCUCUUCAUCGCACAUGACCAUGGCUCUCGAAGGGGCGUGCAGGCCAAUGGCGCGUUGCGUGCAGCGUCCCGGCCUCAAGAGGAUCAAUCUGCAAAUCCGCACAUUCACCACAUCGAAUGCCUCCAGACAAGAAGUCACCGACAUCACCUCCACCUCAUCACCACCUCUGCCCGCCAACCCCUUCCGUUCGCCAGAAUCAUCCGCGGCUGUAGUUCACAAACCACAAUCCGAGCGACGACUCAUCGCCCAACAUGGCAUCUACCCCAUCGGCUCCCGUCGACGGCGCGCAGCAAUCGCCUCCACCCCCAGCAUCCCCUUCCACCAACUCCCCUACCAAUGCUUCCAAGAAGCGCGCAAAGUCCUGCAGCAAGACCGGGUAGAAAAAGUCGCAGAGAUUGCAGAACAAAGGCGACGUAUGGAAAAGGUCCAGACGAGUCUGGCACAGUCGCAAUCGACAGGAGACGAACCGUCCGUCAAACAACUAGAGCGCCGAUUGCGAGACAUGCGGCAGCACCUCGAGGAGCUCAAAAUUCUCGCCGACAUCAACGACCCGCUCGUGCGCAAGAAGUUCGAGGACGGGCUGGGCGACAUGAACAAGCCCAUCUACCGCCACCUCGCCGACAAGAAGUGGCGCAGCUACAAGCGCAAGGUGCUCGUGCAGCGCAUCACGCAGAUGAAUGUCGUCCCGGAUAUCCUGCCGCACAUCGACCCCACCAUCGCCGUCUCGCUCUCUUUUGGCAGGAAAGACAUUCCCCACGGCGGGCUGGUGCUGUCUACAUUGUCCGAAGAUGCGCCCAGCCUAAACAUCCAGCCUUUCGAUCGUGGCGAGCGCCUCGUCACCAUCGCCGUCAUCAACCCGGACGUCCCCAACGUCGCCAAAGACGGCUUCGGCUACCGCUGCCACUUCCUCGCCUCCAACAUCUCCAUCAGCCCAACGCAGACGCGCGUAGAUCUCGCUUCCCUCGACCCCGAAUCCCAAGUCAUCCUCCCGUGGCUUCCCGCCUUCGCGCAAAAAGGCCUAGACUACCAGCGCAUGGGCGUGUUCGUGUUGCAGCAAGGCAGCAUCUCAGAGGAAGAGACAUCCACAAGCACGACAGAAGAGCAAUCCUCCCCGGCAAAUCUCCCCGUGCAGGAAAUUCUCUCCGCAGCCCGCUACAGCAAACGCGAGAACUUCGUCCUCCGCUCCUUCGUCGACAAGUACAGCCUGCAUCCCGUCGGCGUCGACCUCUUCCGCACGCAGUGGGACGAGGGUACGGCGGGCGUGAUGCGCCGGGCCGGCAUUCCAGGUUGGGACGUGGAGUUCAAGCGCAAGAGGAUCUAUCCUUUGCCCUAUAGGCGGUUGAAGGAGGAGAGGUAUCGAUGAUUGGUUGUUGCUUCUGGGCUGUACAGCGAGGCGAGAGAGGGUAUAGAUACGUAUGUCGAACUUUACACUCUUGUAUGUACUAUGCAGAAACCCCAGUUCACGUC